Messenger RNA from Aspergillus neoniger CBS 115656, 177 nucleotides. RefSeq lists its product as uncharacterized. The coding region runs from base 1 to 177 and encodes 58 amino acids. Lineage: Eukaryota; Fungi; Ascomycota; Eurotiomycetes; Eurotiales; Aspergillaceae. The record is from RefSeq and is a predicted model, not a curated record. The transcript is spliced from 2 exons.
AUGUCGAUUAUUGGUGCGGCAGCGGGAUUCUUAUUUGUGGCUACCUAUUCACCAUCGUGCAGGUUGAACGAUGGCAAAUUUUACGGUCUGGAAGUAGAAUAUACACGCGUCCGACUUGGGCCAUCAGGCACCAUGAACCUUGUGAUGAUGACGGACAGCCAUGUGCAUUGCCUGUAA